Messenger RNA from Dipodomys spectabilis (banner-tailed kangaroo rat), 3718 nucleotides. RefSeq names its product zinc finger protein 654 (gene Znf654). The coding region runs from base 60 to 3407 and encodes 1115 amino acids. Gene Ontology annotation, cellular component: nucleus. The transcript is spliced from 9 exons. Gene Ontology annotation, molecular function: DNA-binding transcription factor activity, RNA polymerase II-specific; DNA binding. The record is from RefSeq and is a predicted model, not a curated record. NCBI's taxonomy places the organism in Eukaryota, Metazoa, Chordata, Mammalia, Rodentia, Heteromyidae. Gene Ontology annotation, biological process: regulation of transcription by RNA polymerase II.
GGCAGCGACGGCGGCGGCGGCGGCGCAGGGGCUGGUACGCGCUGGGCGGCGAGAGCCUCAUGGCGGAGGAAGAGAGCGACCAAGAGGCCGAGCGCCUCGGAGAAGAGCUCGUGGCCAUUGUGGAGUCCCCGCCGGGCCCGGUCGGGCUCCGCGCUGUGGGCGACGGCAGGGGCUGCUCCGGCCGCGGCAGCUGCGGCGGCGGCGUCGGGAUCAGCAGUCGGGAUUACUGCCGACGCUUCUGUCAGGUGGUUGAAGAUUAUGCUGGAAGAUGGCAGGUCCCUUUGCCCCAGCUUCAAGUUCUUCAGACUGCACUUUGUUGUUUCACAUCAGCCAGUGCAUCGUUCCCAGAUGAAUGUGAGCACGUACAAUAUGUCUUGAGUAGUCUUGCUGUGAGUUUCUUUGAGUUGCUGCUGUUCUUUGGAAGAGACGAGUUUUAUGAAGAGCCUUUAAAGGAUAUUCUUGGAUCAUUCCAGGAAUGCCAGAAUCACCUCAGCAGAUAUGGAAAUGUGAAUCUGGAACUAGUGACUCGAAUCAUUAGAGAUGGUGGCCCAUGGGAAGAUCCAGUGUUGCAAGCUGUUCUUAAAGCUCAGCCAGCUUCUCAGGAGAUAGUAAACAAAUAUUUAAGUUCUGAGAAUCCACUGUUCUUUGAACUACGUGCCAGAUACCUAAUUGCUUGUGAACGCAUACCUGAAGCAAUGGCUCUUAUUAAAUCAUGUAUAAAUCACCCAGAAAUGAAUAAAGACUUGUACUUCCAUCAAGCCCUCUUCACAUGUCUGUUUAUGUCACCUGUAGAAGAUCAACUAUUCCGGGAGCAUUUAAUGAAAACUGACUGCAAGAAUGGAAUUGAUAUCAUCUGUAACACUGAGAAAGAAGGCAAGACUAUGUUAGCCUUGCAACUCUGUGAAUCCUUUCUUAUUCCACAGCUCCAGAAUGGGGAUAUGUAUUAUAUAUGGGAGUUGAUUUUCAUAUGGAGUAAACUACAGCUUAAAUCUAAUCCUUCAAAACAAGUUUUUGUAGAUCAAUGCUACCAGCUUUUAAGAACAGCAACUAAUGUGAGAGUCAUAUUUCCAUUCAUGAAAAUCAUUAAAGAUGAGGUUGAAGAAGAAGGCUUGCAAAUUUGUGUUGAAAUAUGUGGGUGUGCUCUACAACUUGACCUUCAUGAUGAUCCUAAAACUAAAUGUCUAAUUUAUAAAACAAUUGCACAUUUUUUGCCAAAUGAUUUAGAGAUCCUCAGGAUUUGUGCACUGUCAAUAUUUUUCCUUGAGCGCUCCUUAGAAGCUUACCAUACUGUUGAAGAACUCUAUAAACGUCCAGAUGAAGAAUAUAAUGAAGGCACAAGUUGUGUGCAAAAUCGUGUUCGUUUUGAAUUACUUCCAAUUUUGAAAAAGGGAUUGUUUUUUGAUCCUGAAUUUUGGAACUUUGUCAUGAUUAAGAAAAACUGUGUGGCAUUACUGAAUGAUAAAUCAGCAGUCAAAUUUCUAAAUGAAAGUACACUGGAAAAUUCUACAGGUAUUCUAAAAAGGACAGUGGAACAUCAAGGUUUAGGUGAAGGGCUUGACUCUCUUAGAGAACAGAGCACUGGAGAAAUUGAGCCUGAUGAUAUAUCUGGAGUGCCGCCUAAAGAUCAUAUUAAUAUAAAGAAAAACCUUACAGCUCUUAAUACUUCCAAAGUAGAUCAUAAUGUCCCAAGGCAUCGGUGUAUGUUAUGUAACAAGGAAUUUCUUGGUGGUCACAUUGUAAGGCAUGCCCAGGCUCAUCAGAAAAAAGGCAGUUUUUCAUGUGUAAUAUGUGGUAGGAAAUUUAGAAACAGAGGACUUAUGCAAAAACAUUUAAAGAAUCAUGUUAAGAAAAUACAGAGACAGCAAAUUACUGCAGCUCAUGAUCAGGAAAUUACUGCUUUGGAAGAAAUAAAUGGUUCCAGUUCUUCCAUUACAUUUGAGAAUGGGAAUUUGAAUAAGGAUAUGGAAAUAGAGACUCUGUCUACUUCCAGUGAUGGAAACAAAGCAGUCAUCUCUGAACACGUGGCUGAGUUAAUUCAAAUUCCCACAGAUGUACCAAAAGAUGUAACUGAAAAUAUUAUUGAAAAUGGUAGUCCAAAUUCUUUAAAUAACCUCUCAGAAUCUUUACCUCAAUGUGAGAAUGACUAUGAGGAUGAAGAAAAUGAAAUUGAUUAUGAAGAAGAUGAUUAUGACCUGAACCCAGAAACUUCAGUACUUCAUAAAAUCAAUGGAACUGUGUGCCAUCCGAAAGAUGUGUAUGCUACAGAUCAAGAAGGAAACUUUAAGUGUCCUGCUCUUGGCUGUGUCAGAAUCUUUAAAAGAAUUGGAUUUCUAAAUACACAUGCAAGGACUACACAUCCAACAGAUUUAAAUGUACGACAAACAGUAAUGAAGUGGAGCAAAGGAAAAUGCAAAUUUUGCCAAAGGCAAUUUGAAGAUUCCCAACAUUUCAUAGAUCACCUUAAUAGACACAGCUAUCCAAAUGUGUACUUUUGUUUGCAUUUUAAUUGCAAUGAGUCCUUUAAGCUGCCAUUCCAGUUGGCCCAACAUACAAAAAGUCACAGGAUAUUUCAAGCUCAGUGUAGUUUUCCAGAAUGCCAUGAGCUUUUUGAAGAUCUUCCUUUGCUCUAUGAACAUGAAGCUCAGCACUAUUUAAGUAAAACACCAGAAUCAUCUGUACAACCAAGUGAAGCAAUUACUUUGGAUGUUUGUACAGACUCAAAUUCUAUUCAUCAGGAAAAAGACUCAUCUAGUAAAGAUAAACCAACUAUUAGUCUACCAGUUUCUACUAGCAAAUCAAGGAAAUAUUCUACAGAACCAAAGACAUGUAUAGAUAACAUGGAAAAGAAAACAGACAGUUUAGUUCAGAAUGGAAAUGAACAUUCUGAUUACACUGUUUCAAAUACAAGCUUGACAGACCAAAAGAUGCCUGACAUACAGCCAAAUUCUGAAAACAAUGACUUAAUAAAUGGACAUAGUGAAAUAGAGCAAGCAGAUCCUGCUUUGAAAACUGAUACAAGCAGAAUCAGGACAGAAAAUGGUUCUGUUUUACCCAAUGUUGUACCACAAGACCACAAUCCUCUGCCAGUAUCUCAGGCAUCAUCCAAACCAAAUCCUACAAGUGAACAUACUUCGUAUGGCUUAAUUUUAACAAAGCCGUAUGUCAGACCACUGCCUCCCAGUUACCUUGAUGAACGGUACCUUAGUAUGCCAAAACGCAGAAAAUUUCUGAAUGAUAGAGUAGAUGCCUGUUCUGAUUCAGAUAGUAUUUAUAAAAAAUCAGCAAAAAGAUUAAGAUGUGGCAAAUGCCUGACCACCUACUGUAAUGCAGAAGCGCUUGAGGCUCACCUUGCACAAGAGAAAUGUCAGACACUCUUUGGAUUUGAUUCAGAUGAUGAAAGUGCCUGAUAAAAAUGUCUCAACAAGAUCUGUCGAUCAAGUAGUAGUGUUUUUUUUGUUUUGUUUUUUGUAAAGAAAGUACUACAAGAAAUUACAUCAUCAGUUUGCUGUUUCCCUGAUGGCCUUAAUUUUAGAGUGAUCUUGGAUUACUAAAGAUAAAGCACAUUUUCUAGAAUGAACUUGAAGAGGAGAUGUGCUGGCUUAGACUCCAAAAGGGUUAUUAUAAAACUUCCAAAGUACCAGUUAUUCAGAAUAACCACAUUUGUUUUUUAAGUUUAUGGUGAUUAAUACCAGCAUGUUGUUUUGCUUCUGUGAAAGUA